Colletotrichum godetiae is the source of this 675-nucleotide messenger RNA. RefSeq lists its product as uncharacterized. NCBI's taxonomy places the organism in Eukaryota, Fungi, Ascomycota, Sordariomycetes, Glomerellales, Glomerellaceae. The transcript is spliced from 4 exons. The coding region runs from base 1 to 675 and encodes 224 amino acids. The record is from RefSeq and is a predicted model, not a curated record.
AUGGGGAUCGAUUGGGCUUGGUUGAGGUAUGCCAGACUGCCGAACAUUUCAUUGCUCUCCGCCGUGGUUCGAACGCGCCCCAUCCCUUCCAUAUCACUCCUUCCAUACCUCUCCUCAGGUAGCAGCCUGCACCUCACGCCACCCCAAAGAGAUCCGAUGCAGGCACCUUCCUAUCCGUCAACCCAGCAGCGUAAAACUCGAUCCCAGCGGAAACAGAGGCUUCCUCAGCGCAACAGCGUCAACGCACCCAUUGAACCCAGUCCCCUACAAAAUAUCUCACGCCUCCCCACAACAACGCGCAGCCGAGAGAGUGCGAGGGGGGUCGUUAACGGGAUCGCGGCAUACGGGCGUAGCGUCUGCUUCGAGGAGGCGUGGGGUGGGGUGGGGUGCGCAGAUGAGACCGAGACUGAUGUUCACAAAUCCCGUUCAGGAGAGGAUAUCACCUCCCAAGGCUGGGUUGAUGGGGGCAAGGGCUGCAGCAGAGAGAAUUUGCCUUUCUGGUCUUUGCGUUGUCCGUCGAGGACGCUGGUGGGGACGAACGUCGUAGAUCUUUUGAAGGAUGAAGGAGGCUACACCGUCGCCUACGAGGAUGCCGAUCUAGGUGUCUCCCAUUUGGAGGGGUUUGAAGGUCGAGACGAUGUCGUUGACGUUGAUGCCGGCGUUGUUGAGGGCUAG